UAAGCAUUACUUUACAAAAAAGUUUCCUUCAAAGUUUAUUAAUUAGUAUGGAUAAACUCUUAAUCAAUAAAUUACGUGAGCAAAUCAUUAUGAAUAAAUAAUAGUUUGAAUUUAAAAAAAAAGAAAAAAAAAGAUGUAAUUAUGAUGAUUAUACAUUGAUAAAUGAAAAUUGAAAAACAUUUUUGUCGAGGUAAAGUUGUAUGUAAAGAAAUUAUUUAGCAAAGUACUAGGAUUAGAAUAGAAAACAAUAGUUAAAGCAAAUUAAAAAAUGAUGCUAUUGUUAGAGAAGUCUAUAAAAGCUGGAUGAAAAAAUACUUCAAAUGAAAUCAAAGUAAAACAAGGUUGACUGCUCGUUUUAAAAAAUUGCAUGAUAAAGAGUUUAAAUGGAGUAAAAAAAAUUGUAAAUUGUAAAAAUUGGACUAGCAAAAUUGAUAUCUUUUAGUGAAGUGAAAUAAGCUGUUUAAAGAGCUCAUUCAGAGAAGGUUGAUGGUUCUUCUGGUGUUUAGAUAACAUGUUGAAAACUCUGAAAAUGUGGGUAAUGUGGAUUUCAGAUUUUUACAAUUCAACUUUACAUGAAGAUAAAAUCUCAAAUAAUUAGAAAAAAAGAAAUGCAGAACUCAAUGCCAUUCGAUGGAGUAAAAGUUGAUCCUGAUAAUCCAUUUGAUAAGAUUGUGUUUUUGGAAAAUGCAAUUAUUCAAGACGGCUUUAAUAUUGGUUUUAGUGAGGGUGAGAAAACUGCUAUAGAAGAAGGUUUUCUUCUUGGAAUUAAUAAAGGAAAAGAGAUUGGUAAAGAAAUUGGGUUUUACAAAGGCUUAGUUACCACAUUUCUGCUGCUCACAGAAGAUGACUUGAAGGGCAAAACAUUAAAGAUAAUAUCUAAGUUUAAAAAACAGUUAGACGAGUUUUCUUUUGAUCCUCAAAACGAAAGCAUAAACGACAAUCUAGACGAAAUAAGAUCAAAGUUUAAACAGAUAUCUUCAAUUUUGAAAAUAAAUUUUGAACAAAACCUUAUUCUCUCUAAACUCUCGUUUUGAAUAUCUUGUAAAAUAUCUUUUUCUAAUAUUUAUAUUAUUUUUGAUUUUUGUAUUUCGAUUCUUAUUUUUUGUUAUGUUUUAAUCAUUAAGAA
Molecule: messenger RNA, 1126 nt
Organism: Hydra vulgaris (swiftwater hydra)
Lineage: Eukaryota; Metazoa; Cnidaria; Hydrozoa; Anthoathecata; Hydridae
Source: RefSeq, a predicted model, not a curated record